This is a messenger RNA of Gallus gallus (chicken), 8597 nucleotides long. It is a transcript of the gene PDHX, whose product is annotated as pyruvate dehydrogenase complex component X. Lineage: Eukaryota; Metazoa; Chordata; Aves; Galliformes; Phasianidae. Gene Ontology annotation, biological process: pyruvate decarboxylation to acetyl-CoA. Gene Ontology annotation, cellular component: mitochondrion; pyruvate dehydrogenase complex. The transcript has 14 exons. The coding region runs from base 4390 to 5736 and encodes 448 amino acids. The record is from RefSeq and is a predicted model, not a curated record. Gene Ontology annotation, molecular function: acyltransferase activity.
CACUAUUGCCACCAGCAGCAUGGCAGGUGCAGCUGUUCAUUAAUUUUGCUAUAAAAACUGAAAUUGGAGUUGUCAAUGCUGAAAAUGUUAAGGACUGGGGGAACUGUAAUAAAUGCUGAGGCUUAAAACACAUGCCUAGGCUCCCUGAAACCUGAGCUCAUGGCUUUAGUGAAGGAAGGUAACUGACACUGGACUGUGUGCUCACAUGGGUGAGGAGCAACCCAGUGCUAUCGAAUUUAAGGGAGACCCAUUUAUGGGUGUCCCGGGAUCCAACCAAGAGCUGUCUCAUCCCAAGUAUGUUCUGCUGUCAUGGAGAUUGGUCACUUUCAGCAGUGGUAAAUGAGACCUGCCCUUUAUCUGAUGUUUCUAUCAGUUGCAAUUUUUCAGUAUAUAUACAAUGAAAAGUCAUGUGCUGAAGCUUAUGCUCCUUUCUUCUGGUGUGCAAAAGGAAUUUAAUUCACUGCAUAUGGAUAACCCAUUUGUUUACAGUCAAGUUAAGUACAAAGCCAGCUAUUAAGCUUUGCUGUCACCUUUAAUAAAUGGUUUCACAAGAUAAUAACUCUGUGCAGCUACACCCAAGGGCCAUCAGCAUUUUUAAACCCUCUUUAUGUGUCAAGAAAAAGCCACACUGUAACAGCCAACGACACUGUGGAGAAAUAUUACUAGCUAAUAUUUUGUUUGAACACUAAGGUUAUGAGUUACAGGGACCUGCAGGCAAAGCUGAAGCUUUAAGCUGAUCCCCUACCUCAGAAAGGAUGUAGAGCAACAAGUCUUUCCUCAGCUUGGAGAAAAACAAGGCUGGAAGGAGGGGACUUAUCAGAGGCCUAUCUCCCAAGCCUAGCCACCAGGUGAAACACCUUGAGCCUGAUUGCAGAUCGUAGUCACAGUCUGUUUAAGCUGACCUCAGACAGCUGUUGGAAGAAUGGCUACCUUGCCUUUCUGCUCCAUGCCUGCUGCUGUGUGGGCUGGGCCUGCUUGAUGAUAGAUCCAAAAAUUAGUCUGAAGUAGAAAAGGAUAAGAUUUUGGUUGGAUCUGCACACCAAGAGAAGGUACAAAUCUGUGAUCGGAGGAGCAGGAGAGAGAGGUGAUCUGUCUCUUGGGCAGCUGCUUCUUGUCAAGUUGGCAUCAGCCAUUUGUGAGCACUGAAGAGAUCACCUGCUCUGUGGAGAAGACAUCUGACUGAGCCAUGCAGGGGCACUUGCCAGGUAUAUUAUGCUUUAACAAACAUGUUGAUAUCUUUCCUUAAAAUUCAUAUGGCAAUGAAAGGAUUUUGCAUUGCAUUUCUGCCAUGAUGUUCCUUUGACUCUAAGAGUGCUUUUGUAGUCUGGCAAAGCACAGAUCUGAUGAGGCUGGGGUGUGAAACUAGGGAGCUGAUGCAAACCAGGGGGACCCAGGCUGAUUGCAAACCUCCUGGGCUGAGCUGCAAGGAUGAGCUUGUUGAGGAGUUGCGAGCACAAGGUAUUAGCUUGUGAAAGAUCCCUCCCACCAGCAGGUGUUUGCCAUGGAAGGUGAGCAGGCCACGUUGAGUCACAGGGUGCUGUGAGGCACAGCCUGCAUCAUCUGGGCAGUGAGGGGUGAGUGGGAAUCAAAGCUGCUGAUAAAUGGUGUGGGGUUGUAUGUUGUGAAAUGAGGAGAUGGUUGGUAAGGGCUGGAAAAAUGGUUAAGAUAAGGAGGAACUGAAAAGAAGGAUUUGAGGAAUAACCUCUUGGCCGUGGAGGGAGUCCUUCCCAACUGCUGGCUGCAAGGCUGGAGGUGCUGGGGCUGCAGGGCUGCAUCAUGCUCGCUCAAAGUGUGUGAUCAGAAUUAGAAACCAUUAUAACUGUAAUGACUGAAAUUGCAGAGUGAUGCAUCUAGGCCUUUUGAACUCUGGAUAUGGCAUUUGCAUGCUAAUAUCUGAGAACAAUUACCUCAUGUCUCCUAAGGGAAGUGGUUGAGGCCCCAUCUGCACACCAGCAGGGCCUGAUUUUCAGAGGCGCUGAGCAAUUGCCUAUCCCAGGAAAAAUCAGGCUGGAAAAUAAACUGCAGAUAACAAUCUGGUACUGGCAGAGGAAUAGAGUAGGUGGGACCUAUUAUGUUUUUUUCCAUCUCAAAAUUUUAUGAUUUGGCUGUAGGUAUUCGCCUGAUAUGAGGAUUUAAAAAAGAAAAUAGUAAUAAUACUGUGUGAUCAACCCACACAGCUCUGCUCCCCAGUCAGUUCCCACACCUUCGUUCCCCAGCUUACUCAAAGGGUUUGGUUGGGGAAAAAAUCACAAAGAAACCACAAGCAGAGCGGAUCACCACAACAUGGCAAUGACUGGGUUACAGAUAAUUAAUUUUUUGGAGCUAGAUUAUCCCCUGGGUUUACACACCUGUCUGGAGGAGCAAGGCAGAAGAGACCAUCCUCCACCUGAUGCUGAGGAGCUACAAAAAAUGUGGCUCGAGGUGUGAUGCCUGCUCAGAUGCCUCAGAUCUAUCUCUCUUCUCCAUGCCCCAUCCCUAGAGCAGGGGUGAGGUGGAGCACAGCAGGGCUUCUCUGGUGAUGAAAAAGGGGAAACAGGAACUGCUCUGGGUGGGAGUAAACAAUGUUACUUGCUUCCAGGGAAAAACAGGAAAAUACAGCCCUCAUUGGCCAGUCCUGAGGGAUUUCUUUCAAACAAAAUGUCUGCAUGUAUCCUUUCAAUCUAGCCUUGCACAACAAGUUAAUGGUAGAAAGGGAUCUAUGGUCCAAGCAUUUUGAUAGCAGAGAAUAGGCAUCCUCUGAAGGCUGAGAUAAUGCAGUAACAUCCUUUUGUGCCUGCCAUGUCAUGGUGAAAACAAGCAGCUACACUGCAGGUAUCUUGUGAAAGAAAGGGAUAGCAAUGGAUGCAAUUACAUUGUAUUUGUUCAAGAUGUUCUUGAACAAAUUGUCUUCUAUCUACAAAAUGUAAUGAAGAGUAAAUCGUAAAUAUGACCUGGAUUGCUACCAUUAUGUGAAAAUGUAUCUAUGGGAUCAUGCACAUUAGCUGUUUCCCAGAAAAAGCCAAUUAUCUUAACGAUGGAGUCCUAACUUGUUAAUCACUCCAUCAUGUGUCCUUUUAUUUUCUCAUCAGUAGUGUUAGUAAUCUUUUGUACUUCAGCUGCUGUCUUAGGGUAACAGAGUUGGAGGCUUCAAGCUUUUUUUCCUUCAGAGUAUUUGUAAAUGUGCUUUUCCUAUACAGAUCAGGCUGUAGGUGAGCAGGGUAGUAUGUUCAGAGCUACAAGUGCUACGUGAUUAUUGUGGGGCUUUUUAUGCGCGUGGCGACAUAAAAUAUACUGUGUUGGUUUUGAUCUCUUAGAAGGAUCUCAGUCAACAGUCUCAGCUAUUUCAGACAGAGACUCUCCUGUUUAUCGGUGUUGUAUUCCAGAAACAGAUCUUUCUCAAUGCCUCAAGUGAUUACAGCUGUAGGGUUGCAUGCAGUAAGCUAACGUGUGACACAUAUACGUGUGAUAUGUAAGGGAUCUAGUUGUAAUACCCAGCCUUUCUAAAUCAUUAUUUCUAGAGCGUGGUGCAUUUGAAAAGAUAUGCAAUACUUUGAAAAUGAAAUAGAUUACUGUUUUUCUGUUUUAUUUCACAUCCUUAUUUUCUUUACUAUUCUGCUCUAUGGAGAAAGCAAUAGUUUGUGACAGUGAACCUGUAUCAUCCACAGGUGAGAUAGCUCUGGCUGCAGGUAAAGGUCUCUGGAGUUGUUUGCUUGCAAACCUCUAGGUCCUUUUUGGGCCUGUCAGUUUUACUUUGGAAAUCAUAGUCUAGAUACUGAGUAUGGAAGGCAAUAACACAGCUUUAAAAUCUCAGUGUGCGUAGCAUGGAAUGAAAGAAGAAAAUUGCUGCUAGUCAGUCUUCCCUCGCAUGUGUCAAUGAGGGAAAUGGAAGAAAUAACAUUCUUAAAUGAAUCACAGUAUUUUAAAUUCUUUUUUCAGAAGAUGUUACAAGUAAAUAAAACUUAUAACUUUUAAGGUUUUAAAUUAAAAACAGAUGUUCUUGAAGCUUUUUCCAAAAUGCAUUUGGAUAUAAAUAUGGUCAAUUUUAGAUUGGAAAAUACUUAUUUUCUUUAUCCUUUUUUCUCUGUGUGUGCAUUAUGGACUUUAGUAACACUCCCACUAGAAACUUGGUUGGACUUCUGAUCAGAAUACCAAAGAAAUUAACAUUAGCAAAAGAAGUGGGACUUCAGACUGGAAAGGGUGUUCCUGCGUGUCCAUGGCAUGGCUGUAGGGUCAGGGCAGCACAGGCCAGCCCAGAGCUGGGUCAUCCAAGUCCUGCAGCUACAGCUGUUAAUCAGUGGCAAGCAAAAGCAAGCAAGACAACAGGCACUCAAGAAUCAGACUGGGUAGAGCAGCUCCAGGUACCCACUCUCUGAAGGGAAAAUCCCAGGUACACCUGCAAUUAAAGUUCUCAUGCCUGCUCUUUCUCCUACAAUGGAAGAAGGAAACAUCGUGAAAUGGUUGAAGAAGGAAGGUGAAAUGGUGAAUGCUGGAGAUGCACUGUGUGAAAUUGAAACAGACAAAGCGGUGGUUACCAUGGAAUCAAGUGAUGAUGGCAUAUUGGCAAAAAUACUGGUAGAAGAAGGAAGCAAAAAUGUACGCUUGGGCUCCCUAAUUGGUCUGCUGGUAGAAGAAGGACAGGACUGGAAACAGGUUGAAAUACCAGCUGAUGCUAAUGAUCAAUCUUCUCUGGCACCACCUGCAGCUGCUGUUACCUCAACUCCUGCAGGUCCUUCAGUUUCUGCCCCUCCUAAAGUGGAGCAUCAACCUGGAAAACUGCAGUUUCGCUUAAGUCCUGCAGCUCGCAACAUUGUGGAGACACAUGGGCUAGAUCCAAGCAGUGUUACACCUUCUGGGCCUCGAGGAAUCUUCACUAAAGAGGAUGCUCUUAAACUUCUGCAAGGGAAGCAGAAGGAUAAACCCAGUGAAUUGAAACCUGUGGUUUCUCCAGCUACUCCUCAGCCUACUGCAGUGCCUUCUGCUUUGCCAGCAGCAGCUGUGCCUUCUGCUUAUCCAAGGCCAAUAGUUCCACCAGUUUCUACACCAGGACAACCUGCUGCACCGGGCACAUUCACAGAAAUACCAGCUAGCAACAUCCGAAGAGUAAUUGCAAAGAGAUUAACAGAGUCUAAAACUACUAUACCUCAUGCAUAUGCUGCUGCUGACUGUGACAUUGAUGCUAUUUUGAAAUUAAGAAGUGAAUUGGCCAAAGAUGACAUUAAAGUAUCUGUAAAUGAUUUUAUUAUCAAGGCAGCAGCUGUCACUCUGAAGCAAAUGCCAGAUGUGAAUGCAACGUGGGAUGGAGAAGGCUGCAGGCAGCUGCAGUCCAUUGACAUUUCUAUUGCUGUGGCAACAGACCGAGGUCUCAUUACACCAAUCAUAAAAGAUGUUCCUGCCAAAGGAAUACAGGAAAUUGCUGCCUCUGCAAAGGCUCUAGCGAAGAAAGCAAGAGAUGGAAAGCUGCUACCUGAAGAGUACCAGGGAGGAUCUUUCAGUAUCUCCAACCUAGGUAUGUUUGGCAUCAAUGAUUUCAUUGCAGUCAUAAACCCUCCACAGGCCUGCAUCCUAGCUGUGGGUCGAGCAAGGCCAGAGCUCAAGAUUGUGGAAGAUGAAGAAGGGAAUGAGAAACUUAAGCAGCAUCAGCUCAUGACAGUGACUCUCUCAAGUGAUGGUCGUGUAGUAAAUGAUGAACUGGCCUCAAAGUUUCUGGAAACCUUCAAAGCCAACAUUGAGAAUCCAAUACGUCUUGCCUUGUGUUGAAUUCAGUGAAGAUUGCUUCCUGAUUUGACAGCACAGAACUCUGUUACAGAAAAACAACCCCAAGUAAGAAUAGAGAGAGUAAAUAGUGUGAGAUAGACAGUUAAAAUAUUUAAUUUAUUGAAUUAACAUGGGAAAUAUAAAUUUUCAUGCUUUUAGUCAUUUCCAGUGACCAGUUUUUAUAUUGUAAAGCUAAAGACCUUAAGGUAGGCAUAUUACAUUUCUUUAAACAUUAAGUUCUAAUAGCACAUAACGUGUGCUUAGAAAUUAAAUUUCCUGUAUAAAGAAAAGCUUUAAAAAAAUUAUAUAAAAUUUAAAAGGGAAUUGAGGUACUUCAAGGGCUAAAUAUCUAGCUUUUACAGUGAGGUAAGCAAGAACUGUAAUUAAACAAUAUGCUGCUAUGAGUCCUGAUUAAUACUGAGGUUGUGGAGUAGCUAACUUACAUUGCUGCAGUGUUUUUCUUUUUUUCAGUUUGCAAAAGACUUCUGGCACAUUUUGCUAUCCAGACUAGAUUGAAGUACGGUUUGUGAAAUUUUAAUGAAGAUUUCCGUGACUUCUGACAUAAGAGCAAAGAAUUUAUAAACCAAUUAAAAGUUUUGUUUAGUUACAUUUACAUCAGAGGUUUAACUGUUAUUUAUCCUCUUUACUGUGACCUGCACUGGGCAAAGAGAGGUGAGUGUGGAGAUGAAUAGGGAAGAGAAAUGACAGGAAGUUCUGAGAAAGACUAAAUUAGAUCUUAAAUAAAAAUGUGAUUUCACAAAAUAUGAAGUAACCUGAUAGAAUCUACAGCUGCAUUUAUAUAAUUAGAUCUCAUUUAUACACAUUUAAACAGUAGCUGAAUCUAUCUUUUUUUCAGUAUUUUAAGAUUGCUGCUUUAUUUCAUACCAUGCAGAGGGCGGAGACAGGAAUAAAAUGGUCUGAAAGGGGUAUCUCACUGGUUUCAGAUUUCACUGAUUUUAGUUUGGUGCCACCAACAUCUGAGGAAAACAGAAUUUUGUGCAGCAGUUAAUUAGUUUUCUUUGGCUUAAUUUAAAAAAAAAAAAAAAGUGAUCUUUGAAUUUAGCAGCUGUCCCAACUCAGAAAUCUUCUUCAGUACCACAAAAUAUGAAAAACAGUGUUUUCAGGUGUUCAGUGAUAAACUGUUGUUAACUUAAAACCCAGCACUAAUAUGAAGGAAAAGGUGGCUUUGAUCGGGGGUGCCAUAUAAAAGGUCAAGUUUUGCACAUUGAAGAUUUGCUGAUUAAUUCUGCUUUUCCAAUGCAUUAAUGAUGUAGGUAUGAAAUACUCCACUGUUAGUCAUAUAUUGAAUGGUAACUCGGCUGGAGGAAUAUGUUCAGCGGCACAAAGCUCAAGUGAAAUGAGAUUUCUUCCUAUGGAUAAAUAUGGAACCACUUGUUGUAUGUGUUUGUAAUGAAGUAACUGCAUUUACAGAACCUGAUGAUAUAAAUUCAGUUGAAUUCUGAGAGUCUGUAUUAUUCUGGUUGUUUUUAAGUUUUGGUUAUUUUACAGAUUUGUAGGACUUGUUUAUUGAGCUGCUGCCAUAAUUAAAAAGAUAACUGCAAGACAAAAGCUUUAGUUAUUGCUGAGUUCAGUGUUUUCACUAAAUGUUUGCUACUUUGUCUUGUUCUGAUGCCAUAAAUUUCCUAAAUUGUUGAUGUAUCAGUAGGGAGGAAAAAAAUCUCUGAUUAACAGAUUUAGUCUACUGCAUAAGAAUGGACAUAUGCACUGGUAUUUCCAGGAGUUUUUCACUGCUCGAUUCUGUUCAUGACUGUGUGCUAAGACUGAUUUUUCUCUAUAGUGUUCAUGUGUGAACCCCAGCAUUCAAUAAUCUACUCCCUGCCUGGCCAUAGCUGAGGGCUGCAUGACUGAUGUGUAUAUAGAACUGUAAUUUCAUGUGUUUGUGUUCGUGUAGUGCAAGUCAGUCUAUUACUUUUUGUUUGGAGCCACUGAAAGGCGCUGUUGUGUAUAUAUAUCGUUUAUUGUGCUGUUCCACUCAUGUGAGUGCUAAUACUUUCCCUGUUUGACACAAAUAGCUGAAGACAAUGCAACUUCUUUUCCAGGUUAAGUAAACCUGAAACAACUUUUGAACGGGGCAAAUCUGUCAGUAAGGCUAAUGGAAGUUUUAAGUUUGUUUUCUUUACAUAUGCCUGUUAGCCAGCCUUGUCAUUUGGCAGAAAAAGGAUGUGUGUGAUUUGUCAGUCAUCAGCCUGUGAAGGACCUCUCUGGAAUUUAGUCACGUUACAGUAACAGUCAGAUCCCAAAUAAAUACAUCCCCUUAAGUAAUUGUACCAUUCAACAACAUCUACGGCUUUAGCAAAAGUGAGAUGAUACUAGCUGCUCAUACAGAUCAAAAUAAACCAUUUAUGGAGAAUUCAAGAAUUUGAUAACAAAGGCAAUGGUAGAAACAGCCCAGAAAAUGGACCAUGUAAAAUGCUUAUGCUUACAUUUGAAGCACGUUUGUCUUAGAGUAAAAACUUCACAGUUAAAAGUACAAACUUCCGUGUUUUAUUCUUUAGAAUGACAUCUGCCAACGUCUCUUUUAGGUACCUGAGCAAGAAAUACCAUGAAAACCUCCAUUUUCUUGAGUUAAAACACUCAAAAUUAAAAUUUGAGGUCUGUGUUAUUGUUGGCUGGGAACUGUCUGCCUUCAGGAUAUGCUUGGUGAAAAUUGCUUUCUUCAUAUAAUUUUCUUUUGAAAGAGGAAUAGUUAGGAAAACUAAAGGAUAGCUAUUUUGGACACUGUGAUUGUUGGCAAGUCAUGAACUGUAUGCGUUACACUUCAAUCUCUAAUUUUACUCUCAGAAUCUUUGGCUUUUUUUCUUUUCUGCCAUGUAUUCCUUUUGCAAUAAAAUUUCUGGAAUUAA